UGGGCCGAAGUGCCAGCCAAAGUGCCUUGUCUUCGUUUGUAUCUGUAUCUCUAAGAUGCAUUCGCUGUCACAAGUGUCCGCUGUCCGUACAAGGUGGCACAACAGUUGGCACACAGAUACUUGCCACGAUAAUGGCUCACUUCACUUUGCUUUUAUCUUUCUGCUUUUUGAUCAGCUGUCCAUUUCGUGCAUCUUCAGGAAUUUCGCUAUGAUUAUCCUAUAAAAAUAAAGUUUAGUACAAGAUUCGCCAGCGCAUGUCCUCAUUGCUGAACUUUCCCGCUACCCCAAAGCCAAUGGGACGCAUUCCAGUCACCCGCGACUAUGAGAUUGGAACGGUGCACUUCCAGAAUGGAAGAAUUCCAACGAAUUCGUCAGAGGUCCAUUUGAAUCGCGGGGGACAGAAUGUGCCACUGUUGUGGGCUAGUUAAAGCGCGAAAAUGGAUUUUUUUUUUAAAUUGGAAUAUUUUUAUACGGGUUGUCUAGAGAAUAAUCUAAGGAUGCCAUGAAUUUUAACUUGCACUAGCAUUCGCAUGACGACGACAGUUUGGCAAGAGGGAUUCCAGAAGCAAACUUCUAUCCGAACAAAGCAGAUCAAAGCUUGUGCAUAAAACGAAAAAAGUUUCAGUUCGACGUGCCACCUAAUAUAUACAUAUAUAUAUCAGGAUCAGGAUGCGAAAGAUGCAAGUUCUAGUGCAGACGAUCGAUGGCAAGAUGAACGUCUACGAGGUGGAUCGCUUCGGAACGGUGGCCAACCUGAAGGCACGGAUCGGGCGAGCCAUGUCCGUGCCCAUGGGCUUCAGUCGGCUGUCCUACAAGGGUCGCUUGCUGUCCAAUGAGAUCAUACUGGAGGAAGUGGGCCAUAUGUCCAUCCUGGAUCUCACCUGGAAGCCGGUCGUCCUGACGCCCAAGCAACUGUGCGAAAAGAGGAGCGGCAAGUUCAGCAAGAUUGGCUAUGGCAGGAAAGACGAUGGUGAUGGUAUGCUUACAUUGAUCGGCGGUUACCAGCAACGCACGGAUCAGGCAGGUGGCGAUGAUGAACUGAAGGCCGAGGACUUGACUGGAUUCGAUUUGUUGCCCCAUGAUUUUCUGGACAACGGCCAGACGGAGCUGAAGCCGAUUGCUCUAUUGGAUCUCAUGGAUUCUCUGGAUCUCAAUAAGGCCACAAAGAACGACAAUGAGAAGUAGACUGCAAUAAUUAAUCUUCAAUUCAAAUGGUUUUGACAACAUUUCAUUUCGAAAUUCCUUCAAGCCAAACGAUUAUCAAGAUACAAGUAUAAAUAAUAAACUUUC
Drosophila sechellia is the source of this 1290-nucleotide messenger RNA. RefSeq lists its product as uncharacterized. The transcript has a single exon. Gene Ontology annotation, molecular function: protein binding. The coding region runs from base 670 to 1185 and encodes 171 amino acids. The record is from RefSeq and is a predicted model, not a curated record. NCBI's taxonomy places the organism in Eukaryota, Metazoa, Arthropoda, Insecta, Diptera, Drosophilidae.